CCUGGUCCCGUGUCCGGGUCGGGAUGUAAGUGGAGUUUUUCGUCGAGAGCGACCAGAAGAAUGCCUACAUGGCGUACAUGCAGACUGAGAUUUCAGCUCGCUAUCGGGUCCUGUGAUAGCAAGCUUCACACCAACUGGUACAGGAUCCCCGAAGGCCGGGCCCCGAGUGGGUGGCCGGCGGCGAUUGCCACAGACCAUAUCGGAGACCUGGGCAAGGCCAGGCUGCCCUUUCCUUCACCUUUGGUCAGUCGUGUUGGCCCGUUGCCGUGUUGUCCUUGGUUAUUGGAUGACUCAGACGUAUGUGAGCCAUGCAGCUUAAGUUUCUUCCUCGGAGUUUGGAUAUGCUGCCAGUCUGUCGGUGUGGACUAUCAUCAUGGUAUAUGGCCGACUCUUGCAUCUCCCUGACCAGUUCGUGGAUUUGGUCCAGACGCUCUCUGAUUUGUUGCGGCAUGGUUCCAACGUCCUUUGUCCAUGGUGGGCUUCCUUGAUUCAGUGUGAGUGGAGUCCUCAUUGUUGUGCCAAACAUCAUUUCAUAUGGAGAGAACUUGUGGACUGGAUUUGGCAAGUUCCUGUACGCCUGAGCUAUGUGAGGUACUUUGCCACAAAUAUCUACAUGCCACCUGCCAUGGAGUGUUCCUUCCUUGAAUAUUUUGAGUGCUGCGUUUUUUGGGGGGGUGUCUCGGUUUCUUGA
Thrips palmi is the source of this 691-nucleotide messenger RNA. RefSeq lists its product as uncharacterized. Lineage: Eukaryota; Metazoa; Arthropoda; Insecta; Thysanoptera; Thripidae. Bases 374 to 691 code for a protein of 105 amino acids. The transcript is spliced from 3 exons. The record is from RefSeq and is a predicted model, not a curated record.